AUGUCUAGCGGCUCCAGUGAAGUCGAUGUGAUAAGGACACGAAUACCAGCUUAUGAUGAUGAUAACUCUGUUCUUUAUGCUUAUGAACCAAAUACCGCACAUACCAAUAAUGAAAAGCCUGUAUCAGAAGCAUCCUACAAUGAAGAACAUCAAAAAACAGUGAUGGACGUGCUUUCUCAUUGCCAGGUUAUCUAUGAAGCCAUCCAAAACCUGGAUAAGAAGUUUGAUGUCAUUCACGGGAAAGUUACAAAACUCCAACGUUUUCGUAUGAAAUCGUUGUGGCAACAUCGCAAACUACUUGGAUAUGCGUACAGAAAUUAUAGCUACAUGCUUUCUAAAAAGAUUAAAUUCCUGAAAAUGAAGAAGAAGGGGCCUCCGGCUGUGUUCUCCUACCCUGAAAGUUACAGCCCAACUAUGCCAGUAGACAGCCAAAUAAUUAAUGAUUCCCAGAGCAACACUGUGGGAACCCCUUUCCAGUCAGAUGAGUCCUUCGAACAUGACCUAGAUUCACCUCACGAGGUCCAUGACCUGGUCCUUAGCCAGAGUCCAACAAUUCCUCUCAUGGCCUCACAUUCAUACCGGCCCUGUUUCACACCUGACCCAGCCCCGGGGCCCUGCUUUGACAGUCCUGGGGCUCGCAGCAUCAUCAGUCUCUACUCGCCAUCUCGAGCUGCAGAUAUGUCUGUGAGUGCUUGCAAUCAGGAGGAACCAGGCCUGGUGCGCAGCCCCGGGACGAUGGCUUACCCAGCUCCGGAGGGGCCGUGUGCAGCUCCGUCUCUCUGCAUCCCGGCCACCUUUGAAUCACCAGAAGAAAAUGACCUACAGCCCUUCCCUGAGGACCCUUCAACCUGGACAGUGGAUGAAGUGAUAAAGUUUCUGAAGCAUACUGACCACCAGACACUUGCCCCCGUCGUCGACCUCUUCAGGGAACAUGACAUUGACGGGAAGGCCCUGCUACUACUCAAGAGUGACAUGAUGAUGAAGUACAUGGGGCUGAAGCUGGGGCCGGCCGUGAAGUUGGACCACUACAUUGAAAAGCUUAAAAAUGAAAAAUACUUUGACAACUAA
This is a messenger RNA of Condylura cristata (star-nosed mole), 1068 nucleotides long. It is a transcript of the gene SCML1, whose product is annotated as sex comb on midleg-like 1 (Drosophila). Gene Ontology annotation, molecular function: protein binding. The transcript is spliced from 7 exons. The record is from RefSeq and is a predicted model, not a curated record. NCBI's taxonomy places the organism in Eukaryota, Metazoa, Chordata, Mammalia, Eulipotyphla, Talpidae. The coding region runs from base 1 to 1068 and encodes 355 amino acids.